GGUCAUUUCUUGUAAUGGUUAAUUUCAUUGUUAUUGAUGAUAUAUUUUAUAAAUGUAUUAUUAAAUUAACAAACAUCCUUAUUGCAUCAAUCACUUACGUGCUGUCAUAGUCGCUUGAUCGAGUCAGACCUUUUCAUAACAAGCUAAAACUCACAACAGUCUUUUAAACCUCUUGAGAAGUUAUUCCAUAUUAUUUGAUUAUAGAAAAGUCUCACCAGUUUUCUAUAACAUGGAAGAAGUUGAUUCUAUUAUUUUACAUUUUCUUCGGCAGUUAAAUAUCAACAUUGAUGAUGAUGUUAAAAAUCUAUGUGAUUUGCCUGUGGAAACAAUUAUAGAGUCAGCCUCUAAAUGUUUAAUCACAAUUAAUCCAUUAUUAAAAGUACCUAUCAAAUUACCAUUAGGCAUAUCACACAGAAUAGAAGUGGCAGCCCAAAUAGCUUCCAUAUGUAAGGACCUUGGUUACAAGAAUGAUGUUGGGUAUCAGACAUUUCUAUAUUAUAAUGAGACUGAGUUGCGACAAGUUUUUAUGUUUUUGAUUGAAAGAUUACCCAAUGAAGGGAAACAGAUAACACCCGACGCUAUAGAUACAAAUAGAAAAUCUUUACUGUUACAAAGUAUUAAAUAUAAAAUUGGUGAAGAAAUGAACUUGAUUUGGAUACCUCCAUGUUGCAAUCAUCCAGGGCAACAGACAGUUGGUGAUUUUACAAAUGGCAAAGAAAAUUGCACACAGUCUAAAGUGGAGAUUAGUCUCACGAAAGAAGAAUUGAUCCAAAAGCUACUCAAGAUAAAAGAAAUAACAACAGAAAAACAAGCUUUACCCAUAACACCUGUUCAUAAGAUCAAAAAUGUGUGUGAAGAAAAAGUAAAUGUUACAUAUGAAACAAAUAAAAGCCUGAAGGAAUUAAAAGAAAUAGCUAUUCAUCUCAGGCAAAAGUUAGAUUCUCUUGAGAGUGAGAGAAAUGUUAUGGAUGUUGAAUAUUCUCAGGCUCUAAAAUCAUGUGAAAGGGUUGAAGGAGAUAUGAAAAAUCUACAAAAUAUCUUAAAUAGUAUUGGAAUAACUAACAUAGACAAUGAAGGAGCAACAGACAACACAUUGGAGAAAGUGCAAGCUAGCAUUAAUAUGUUGCAUAGGAAAAGUGAAGAAUUGACAUCUAGAAACUUAUCACUCAAAUUAGAAGUAGAUAAAAUACGAAACACUAUGGCUUUAUCAGAGUCUGAAAGAAGCAAAUGCAGAAGUGCACUGAUUAAUUUAAAACAAAACGCUAAAGUAAUGAAAGAUGAGUAUGAAAAUAAAGAGAAAAUAAAAAAGCAAUUAAAAAUAAACUAUGAAAAACUAAAAGGAGGCAAUAAAAGAUCAAUCUACACUAAAAGAAUAUUAGAAAUAAUUAGCAAUGUUGAUAAACAAAAUAUGGAAAUAAAAAAAAUAUUGGAAGACACUAGGCAACUACAGAAAGAAAUUAAUUCUUUGGAAGGUCAAUUAGAUCGAUGUUUUACUAUUGCUGAUGAAACUUUAUUCAGGGAUGCAAAGAAAGAUGACCAAGCUAAGAAGGCUUACAAAUUACUAGCACUAUUACAUUCAGAAUGCAAUACAAUUGUCUCUCUGGUAAAUGAUACUGGUUCUCUAGCUAGAGACAUUGUUGAUUUAGAAGAUAAUAUUAAAAAUGAAAAUGCUAAGAGGACUGAAGACAUUUUGAAGAAAGUCAAUCUUGACCUUACCCAAAUGCAAAAAGAAUCAAUCCCCAAUAAUCUGUAAUAUUACUACUGCUUCCGCAAUAUCAUUUGAAUAAAUCUUCUGUAAAAUGGUCUGUAAGUUAAAAAUUAUUCCAAUAACCUAUUAAAUAUUCUUAUU
Messenger RNA from Achroia grisella, 1849 nucleotides. RefSeq names its product coiled-coil domain-containing protein 22. Gene Ontology annotation, biological process: positive regulation of ubiquitin-dependent protein catabolic process. The transcript has 8 exons. The record is from RefSeq and is a predicted model, not a curated record. Gene Ontology annotation, molecular function: cullin family protein binding. NCBI's taxonomy places the organism in Eukaryota, Metazoa, Arthropoda, Insecta, Lepidoptera, Pyralidae. Bases 230 to 1753 code for a protein of 507 amino acids.